GUGAGUGCUUGGUUAAAAAGAGCUUCACCGGGGACGCGUCUCAACAAACCCUACUCUGUUCGUUCCUAAACCUCACCGGUUGCCGGAGCGAUAAUCACGUAUUCGUCCCGUUAGAGAUAGAGUCGGGGGGACAAACGGAGAUUUCGACUUUCCAGUAUGGACCUGGACGACAUCGACGCGCCGAACCAGGUUCCGUCUCGGACUUCAAGAUUUGCGCCGAAAUCCAAGCCGAAAUCGAAACCGAACUCCCAACCUGAGCCUCGAGAGUCCGUACCGAAGGCAGAGCCCCGGGAACUCGGUGCCGCAAUUCCGAAUAAAAAGGAAGAUGAAGAAGCAAUGACGGCAAUGGCCGAAGCUUCGGCUUCGGCUUCGGCUUCUAAUGGCGAUGUGAAAAUGGAGGAUGAAACCCUGUCGGAAGCCAAGGAAGAAUCUAUGGAAGAUGAUGCCAUGGAGGAAGACGCAGUUGUCCGCGAAAUCGACGUCUUCUUCAAUCCCCCCAUGGAUGACGACACGAAGCUAUAUGUUUUGCAAUAUCCUCUGAGACCGUCCUGGCGGCCAUACGAUUUGGAUGAUCGUUGUGAAGAGGUUAGGGUGAAACCUUCCAGUGAUCAAAUGGAAGUAGAUUUGGCACUAGAUGUCGAUUCCAAGAAUUUUGACCAAGAUUUCGGCAACCGUCUGAAGUUGACGAAGCAGACUUUGUCGUCAUCGUGGAAGGUACCUCACACAACUGGCCACGCUAUUGGUGUUCUGAUAGGUAAUAAGUUGCACCUGAAUAUAAUUCAUACAGUUGUGCAGCUCCGACCAUCAUUGGAACAUCUGAGGUCUGGUGGCUCAAAAAGGAAGAACAAUGUUGCAGGGGAUGGAGAAGUUACAGUUAAAUUGGAAGAAUCUGCUGAAGGAAGAUCUGUUAGUCCAUCUAAGAAGCAGAACAAGCGGAUAGAGUCUUCAACUGAGGAGAAAACCAAUUAUGAAGAGCCUUGGGUUCCUCUCAAGUACCAUGGCUCAAAGAGUGAUUUCUCUGCCAGAUAUUUACAAAGAAUGGUGGAACAAAAUAGCUCUCCUAUACAAUUUAAAAUGAAUCCGCACGAUUAUGUUGACUCCUUGUGUCCCGGGGCAUCUAACAACAACAUUAAACCGAAAACUACUUCAAAAAGGUUUAUGCUCUCACUGCCUUUGGAAGAACGAAUUAAGAAACUGCUGUGUGAGCAGGGACCUCCAGCUCACCGAUUCAGCUUUCUGAAACACUUUGCUUUAGAUUGCUGCGAUGAAGAAUUUUUGCAAGUCCUUCAGAAGUAUGCUUUACUAGUCCAAGGUCUUUGGGCUCCAAAAAGUUCAUUGCUACUUCUGGAAGAUGGUGAAUCGUCCUUAGUUAGGGAUUACUUACUUCUUUUAUUUAGCGAGAAUUCAACAAUUUCAGAAUCAGAUUUGUUAUCAAAUAUCCCAACAAAUCUUAGGAAAAAAAUGGAAGUCUUCCUGGAUGCUUUUGCUGUCAAAAGAUCUUCAUUCAAAUUUACUGGUUGGAAAUUUAAAGAGCCUGCUGAUGCUUCUUUUAUAAAACGCUACCCAAAAAUUGUUGACGCACAAAAAGAGGUUUGGAACAGUAUUGAGAAAAACUUAAAGAAGUAUAUUGGAGGUAAAAAAAGAGGGCCGCGCGAAAGGAAUGCUGACCCAAAGCCUAUAGUAACUGGUACACCUGGGAAAACUGUAAACCCUAUUGGAACCUUAAUGAAAAAUGCAAUUGGAGUAUCCAGUGGGAGGAAGACCAUGUCUGAAGAAACUCGAGAAGCUCUACCUAAGGCCCUCACAAAAGUUUUUCAAACUCACAAGGUUUGCAGCUUCCAGCUGAUAUGUCAAGGUCUGCGUCAAUUGGCGAUUUCUGUGUCUACUCUUCCAAAGGCAGAUGCUAGAAUGGUGGUUGCUGCUGCUUAUGGCGUUGACGCUCCUUCUGAAGAGUUGCAUGAGAUUAUAAACCAAGUUGCAACAAAUAUUCAUGGUCUUUAUGUCUUAAAGUCGUCUCCAGAACACCCAGAAUACGAUCCAUUGAGGAAAGUUGUUAUUGAUCUUCUACGUGGAGGAUCACCUGAUGUAAAGCUUAAAAAGGCUAAUGUAUAUCAAGCUGCCAAGGAGGUUCUUAAGAGGGAUAUCUCCAUUAAUGAAUAUAAUAAGGUCAUGAAUGAUAUUUGUGUUUCCAAAGGUUCUGCGUGGGUCUUGAAAAGUGGCGAUGGAAAUCCAACAUGAUUUUACCUUGUUCAUUGGAUUAAUGACAAGAAAAUUUUUCAGGGUACAAAGAGGAGCAAGUUAAGAGAUAUGAUGCUGGUCAAGCAUGUUCACAUGCUUUUUUUUCCAGUUUGCUACAAUGAAGGAUCCCAAAGAUUGGCUGCCAAUAUGAUGGUAGAGAACGAGUUCUUAACCCUUUUUGUUGACAACGAUAGAAUAUGAUGGUAGAGAAGGAGUUCUUUUGUUCUUCGAACUUUGAUACUUGUAGUAAAUAUAAUAUAAAUAGCUAGUAAUCCGUCAGAAAGUGGUUAUUUAGCAUCA
Juglans microcarpa x Juglans regia is the source of this 2538-nucleotide messenger RNA. RefSeq names its product DNA-directed RNA polymerase III subunit RPC5. Gene Ontology annotation, biological process: DNA-templated transcription. Lineage: Eukaryota; Viridiplantae; Streptophyta; Magnoliopsida; Fagales; Juglandaceae. The record is from RefSeq and is a predicted model, not a curated record. The coding region runs from base 157 to 2238 and encodes 693 amino acids. The transcript has 14 exons. Gene Ontology annotation, cellular component: RNA polymerase III complex; nucleus.